AGUAUUGCCUGUAUCAAUGGAAUCCAUCAAAAUUGAGGCACUCGCGAUGUUCUGAACGCAGCCUAGAUUUUCAGUGAUAGUAAAUUUCGGAACGCAGUUUUCUUCAAAGAAAAUAUAGGUUCCCUACGUCUUCCCCCUUCUUCACUGUUCCUCACGCCAAAUAUACAACUGAUUCGCGCUUCGCGCAUGAGCAGAGAACCACAGUAGGAUGAGAGAAGUAACUGCAUAUGUGCAUGUGGCUGUAUGGUUUUUCGCGCCUAUAUGUAUUAAAAAAGUAAAUAUGGAAGCAGUAUCAGCUUUCUCCGUAUAUGCAGCAAAAGAGAAAAAUACAGCACAGUUAUUAAAUGGAAAGAAGAAUAAACAAAAAUCAUCAAAAGUUUUGAAUCAAAAGAACAGGAAAAAUGUGAAGCAAACAAGUGCAAACCAACAGGUGCAGAGAAAAGAAAGGAUAAAAUCUAAAACAAAAGUAAAUAUCAAUGACAGCAUACAACCAAUAAACAAAUUAAAUGAAAACCGAAAUAUGCGUAGAAAAUUGAAAUUAAAAGCAAUGAGAAAGAAGAAUCUUAAAAAAAAAACUACUCAGACAAACUUAGCUAUGAAGAAUAGUAGAGCAGAAAGUAACAAAAACAAUUUAAAAUCAAAUCAUAGUGAUUUGAAUCAGAGUGAUUUGAAUCAGAGUGAUUCAAGUAAUACGAGUAUUGAGAUAAAUGAAAAAAAUAGUGAUGAUAGCAAUCCAAUUACGACUAGCCGAAAAAUACUUCAGUGGCUAUUGUAUCCUAUAGAUAUAGAACACUUUUUCGAACACAAUUGGGAAAAGAUACCAACGUACGUAAAAAGGGGUAUACCCAAAUAUUACAAGCGCAUUGUAUCAACUCCUGUAAUAGAUGACGUAUUGAGGAAGAAUCAUCUCCUAUUUGGUAAAAAUAUCGACAUAACGUCUUAUUCUAACGGAAUGAGAGAGACUCACAACUCUUCUGGUCGCGCUGUUGCGAGUGUUGUUUGGGAUUAUUAUCAAAACAAAUGUUCUGUCAGAAUGUUAAAUCCUCAAACAUUUAUACCUGCAAUACAUGCGUUGAAUGCUACUCUCCAAGAAUACUUUGGUUGCUUUGUGGGUGCCAAUUUGUAUCUUACGCCACCUAAUAGCCAAGGUUUCGCGCCUCAUUACGAUGACGUAGAAGCAUUUAUAUUACAAAUCGAGGGUCAGAAGAGAUGGAGGUUAUACAAACCGCUGAAUGAAAAUGAAUAUUUGCCGAGGUAUUCCUCCAAAAAUUUCAAUCAAUUAGAGAUAGGGAACCCUAUACUAGAUACAGUUAUCAAAGCUGGUGAUUUGUUAUAUCUACCACGGGGAACCAUCCAUCAAGGAAUGACUCUCGAUACUCAUAGCUUGCAUGUUACAAUAAGCGUGUAUCAGAAAAACAGUUGGUGCGACUUUCUUGAGAAAGCGCUUCCGCAAGCUUUGAAGCGAGCCACUGAAAACGAUAUUCGUUUUCGGGAGGGAUUACCCCUCGAUUACUUAAAAUACGUCGGUACUGCAUAUCAAGCGAAUGAUCAAAAAUAUAUAUUCAAAAAUAAGAUUAAGAAUUUGAUCACUUUGAUGCUAAAAUAUAUUGAUAUUGACAACGCGGCCGAUUUGAUGGCCAAAAAUCACAUUCACGAUUUUCUGCCACCGUUCCUCUUCGAAGAUGAACGGGAAUGUACCGUGGCGGAAGGUGGCGAGAUCAUGACCAAUAACGGGGUUAUCAAGAACUGCGUGGAGAUAACGCUUGAGACAAAGAUACGAUUGUUAAGAUCGCAUUGUAUCAGAUUAGUAAAAGAAGAUGGAAUAUAUAAGAUAUAUUACUCUACCGAAAAUUCCAAAGAAUAUCACGAAUAUGAGCCACAAUUUUUAGAAAUUGACGAAGAAUUUGUACUUGGAAUUAAGCAAAUUGUACUAUGUUAUCCUGCUUUUAUAUCUGUAAAGGAACUACGAAUUGAAGAUGACGAUACAAAGAUUCAAAUAGUGAAAGAUCUCUGGGAAAAAGGUUUAAUCUUAAUGAAGAAUCUGCUGUGCUGAUACACAAAUCUUGUUUAAGAAAAGAAAAGAAAAAGAACUAUAUAAAGCAGUAUUAAAUAGAAAACUGUGUACAAGUUCUGUGACAUAAUACUGAAUAUCAAUAUAAUAUCGACAAUGAUUCCUGUUAUAUUGUAUUUUAUAAUUCAUAUUAGCUUUUACAAUAUAUCUUAUUUUAACUCUUUGUA
This is a messenger RNA of Monomorium pharaonis (pharaoh ant), 2238 nucleotides long. It is a transcript of the gene NO66, whose product is annotated as ribosomal oxygenase 1. The transcript has 7 exons. Gene Ontology annotation, molecular function: histone H3K36 demethylase activity; histone H3K4 demethylase activity. Lineage: Eukaryota; Metazoa; Arthropoda; Insecta; Hymenoptera; Formicidae. Gene Ontology annotation, cellular component: nucleolus. The record is from RefSeq and is a predicted model, not a curated record. The coding region runs from base 209 to 2053 and encodes 614 amino acids.